This is a messenger RNA of Theobroma umbraticum, 2666 nucleotides long. RefSeq names its product alpha/beta-Hydrolases superfamily protein. The record is from RefSeq and is a predicted model, not a curated record. Lineage: Eukaryota; Viridiplantae; Streptophyta; Magnoliopsida; Malvales; Malvaceae.
GGCCUGCAUUCCUCUCUUAUUUUUUGCUCCUCGUUUUUAUGAAUUGGGAUUGCGUUUUGCCUUCCGUUGUUGAUUUCGAUCAUCCCCAAUCCAAUCUUUCGUUGGUUUAGGAUUCUGUCGAUUCAUAUUCAAUUGAUUUUUUUUUCUCGAUUUGUUUGCCGAAAUUAAGAGGAUUUCAUUUUAUUUUUGGUUCUAUGUAAAAUUGCCCCCGCCAAUACGGUUUUCGUUUUGUUUGAAACUGAGCUGUUCUACCCGUGUCGUGGUCGAGUUGGCUCGCUUCCGACCCCUCACAUGUCGUGGUCACAACAGUCAUUUUGCUUUGCGGUCUUCCCUUCUUCUUGUAAGCUGUAAUUCUGCCCGCCUCACGUAACAUCCAAUGAUCCACCAUUCUUGGUUUAGCGCAGCCACGUUAAGCAUAUGUCGAAGUUAUCUUUCCUAUAUUACGCCCACCCUUGAAUUUCUUUCCCUUUCUAUCCUUUCUAGAGAAAGAGGGAAUUGCGCCGCGUCAACCUUCUGGUCUCUUUGAUAAACCCAAGGACCCAUUCCCAACUCUAUUGGGUCACAAAAAUGAGUUCACAGGGCAAAACCGUCAUUUGUCAUAUCCUCAUGUUCUCCUAAAUCUUCGGACUGGUUGGUUAGCUGUCAAUCCCUGUCAUGUUCUUGAAGCAGGAGGCGAUGACAAGGAACACGUGGCAUUUUGUUAUUAGAUAUCUUUUAAAACUGCAGGCUGAGUUUGCACUCACCUUAAGCACGCGCUGUCUUAAUUAAUUUUCCUAUUUUAGUUUAAUUUUAAUUACUUAACGAUUUAAUUUGUGGCUGUGUUUUGUUGACUGAAUAUUGUUCUUGCAGUUUUGCCGUGUACUCGGUACCAGCAAAGGAAGGUUCUUGGUCGGUGGAGUUGUCUAUAUAGCAAUUGAUCGGGCUGUCAAAAGUUAGACAUUGACAGCCCGAUUCUUUUCAACUCUUUUUUAUUUACAAGUUUCUGUUCCGGAUGUUCAACAUGGGUUCCUUGUCUGGAAUCAUUCAACGUCCUCUAGUUGCAGCUGCUGCUGUUGCCGUUGCUUCUGUUUCUGUUGAUUUUUCUGUUAAACUUCCAUCUCAUUCAUCGGAUACUUGUUCGACCUCUGAACAAAUUGAAACUUGGUCUAAUUUGUUACGAGAGUCCAAGUCCUCAUUGGUAGAUCAUAUAUCAGCUUCCAAGCUUGCAAACCUGUCUUUUGUUACCAGAAUUCGGGUACCUGUACCUAGUGUUAACUUUCCAGUUCCCAAUUCAGGCUGGAAUUUUACUCCCAAUGCGCAAUGUUCUUCUGUUGCUUCAUCUCCCCUACUGGUUAAUUUAUAUCAGUCAGCAGAGUUAGCAAAGGCAUCAAAGCCCGCUGCAUUCACACAGAGUAUCCCUACCUCGGCCCCUGAUGUUUUGUACCGAUGGCAUUUGCCGGAGCCUAGCGCAAUUGAUGUUUCUGGGACUUCUGAUUGUUCAUCAGCAAAGUCUCGUACAGUUGUUGUUUUGUUAGGGUGGUUGGGAUCUAAGCAGAAACAUCUUAAGAGAUAUGCAGAGUGGUAUACCUCCAGGGGAUAUCAUGCCAUUACAUUUACCGUUCCAAUGAUUGAUAUUAUCAGUUACCAAGUCGGUGGGAAAGCUGAGCAGAACGUAGACAUGCUUGUUAAUCACUUGGCUGAUUGGUUGGAAGAGGAGCAUGGGAAAAACCUGGUUUUUCACACUUUUAGCAAUACUGGAUGGUUAACAUAUGGCGCUAUUCUUGAGAAGUUUCAGAAGCAAGAUUCUUCCCUAAUGGGAAGGAUCAGAGGUUGCAUUGUGGAUUCAGCCCCUGUUGCAGCCCCUGACCCACAGGUCUGGGCUUCAGGUUUCUCUGCUGCUUUUCUGAAGAAACAUAGUUUUGCAACAAAAGGAUUUGCAAGCUCAAGCGAAUCAGAUGUGGGGCCGUUAGUUGGCAAAAGGGGAGUCUCAGAACCUAAGCCUGCAGUAACUGAAGCUGCUUUACUAAUGGUCCUGGAGAAGUUCUUUGAGGUGGUUUUGAAUCUUCCUGCUGUUAGCAGGAGGCUUUCUGAUGUACUAGGCUUAUUGUCAUCUGGACAACCUACCUGCCCUCAGUUAUAUAUUUAUAGCUCUGCAGAUAGAGUCAUCCCUGCUGAUUAUGUGGAAUCAUUUAUAGAGAAGCAAAGGAGGUCUGGGCGUGUGGUUCGGGCAUGCAACUUUGUCUCCACACCACAUGUUGAUCACUUUAGGAAUGACCCAAAACUGUAUACAAGUCAGCUCAGCCAGUUUUUGGAGGACUGCGUGCUUACUUGUUGUAAACAUUCUUGAUUAAGUACAUUGAAGCACUGCUUUUCAAAAAAAAAAAAAAGUACAUUGAAGCACUGGCCGUAUCCAAAUUCUUUUACCAAAUAACGAAAGAUAUUAAAUUUUGUCAAUCAUGUUUUCAUCUAAAAAAAACUUGUUUAUUAAAUGAAAAAAAAAAUAUUUAUAAAUUCAAAACCCAUUUUAUCUCUAGUUGAUUUGAAGUGAAUGAUACCAUGUACAUGUCGACCUCUUCAUUUCAUUUUGUCAUCGUUCUUGUAUAAAUAAACUUUUUUUUUUUGCCCCAAUUGUACUUAUAUGUAAAAUUGUGAAGGCCUGAGAAUGAAAUGAAUAUUUUAUUGUCACA